Macrosiphum euphorbiae (potato aphid) is the source of this 816-nucleotide messenger RNA. The record is from the annotation of a GenBank genome assembly. NCBI's taxonomy places the organism in Eukaryota, Metazoa, Arthropoda, Insecta, Hemiptera, Aphididae.
AUGUCGUCGUCAUCGUUGAUGUUCGCAGCGGACAGGUCUGGGUGUUUGUGCGUCGUGAUCGCGUCGCUGCUGUUGCUGCAUACGACGUGCUUGCAGGUCGCCGGUGCAGCCGUCGUCCCGUUGGCCGUGGUCAAGGCGGCGUCCCAGUGCUCGGCCGCCCCGGACACCGUCGAUUGUCUAAUGCACGCCGCGGCCGCCGGCGUCGACGCCCUGGCCCGGUCCGCAGAUCCCGUCGACCUGGUUCCCGGUUGCGUGACACUCGUCAAGAACGCCGCCGGUGAAUCUGACCCGGCGCCACAGCCAUCGCCAUCACCACCAACACCGCAGGCGGCCACUGACAUCGACGCCACUUCUGCGCCGGUCGGGGGUGAAUCUGCGCUUGUCGACUCGUUAACGGCGUUCGUCAAGUCCCGCGCCAUCAGUGUCCGGGCGCCCGCCCACUUGUUGGAAUCGCUCAAGAGCACCCUCAUCGAAGCAAGGGGCAAGAAAGACAAGUAUGCGGGACCGCUGCUCAUGGGCGCCAUGAUGGUGGCUGGCACGCUGUUGCCGAUCAAGCUGGGCGCGUUGGCUAUGAUGAGUGGCAAGGCGCUGAUGACCAGCAUGCUCGCGCUCAUGCUGUCCGCCAUACUGGCGCUGAAGAAACUGGCGUCGGGCGGCGGCAGCCACAGCGGCACAACGUACGAGGUGAUCAACGUGCCGUCGCAGGGUGGCCACGGCCCGCACGGCCGUUCGCUGAGGGCCCACGCCAUGGCUUACGGCCCACCACCGCCCGCGGAAACCCCCCCGACGCCCACUCCAUCGGCUGAAGGGCUAUAA